Molecule: messenger RNA, 1670 nt
Organism: Lynx canadensis (Canada lynx)
Lineage: Eukaryota; Metazoa; Chordata; Mammalia; Carnivora; Felidae
Product: low-density lipoprotein receptor-related protein 8-like
Exons: 10
Coding region: 63-1670 (535 amino acids)
Molecular function (GO): protein binding; calcium ion binding
Source: RefSeq, a predicted model, not a curated record
GUAGCCAGGAACUCUCACGGAUUUGCUUUUUUUCAUCCAACGCAGACCAAGUGAGGUGCAACAUGACGAGGCAAGCUACCUGUGGGGAAAGGUGCAUUCCCGUGGCCUGGCUCUGCAACGGAGAGCGAGAGUGCCCCGACGGAACUGAUGAGCAGUGUGAGGAAGUAUGCGGUGGACAUCCUCAGGCCUGGCAGUGUGAUGACGGGAAAUGUAUUUCUAUUAGCUGGCUCUGUGACGGUACCAGAGACUGCUUGGAUGGCUCCGAUGAGGUUAACUGUGAGAUACCAAUAGCAUGUCCUGGCCGAAAAAUCCAGUGUCCGGGAAAUUCUCGGUGUCGUGAUGCUUGGGAGCUCUGUGACGUGCAUAAGGACUGCGGCGACGGGCUUGACGAAGCACCGUGCUCCCCGAUCCGUUGCCUGGCCGGGCAGUGGCAGUGCAGGAACAAGGUGUGUGUCAUGGAUAGUUGGAAGUGCAACGGCGUCAAUGACUGCGGUGACUCCUCCGAUGAGGAAGCCUGUGCUUCCUGUCCAGAAGGCACUGUGAGGUGUGACGAAGGGAAAUGCAUCCUGGAAUCCCUGAUGUGUGACGGGGAAGCAGACUGCGCAGAUGGUACCGAUGAGCCCGCCACAUGCGGUAAAAACUGCUCUCUGGCCAACGGGGGCUGUGAGGGGCAGUGCAGGGACACAUACUGGGGAGUCCAGUGUUCGUGUGGAGCCGGGUGGCAAUUACAGCCGGACGCUCAGAGCUGUGCAGAUCUAGAUGAGUGCUCCAAGGCCUACAGUCCUUGUGGCCAGCUGUGUCACAACACACCAGGCUCUUACUCCUGUGAAUGUAUUCAAGGUCACCAGCUCUACAAUGGUACCAGUUGCCGAGUUACAGAUGAUGCUGUUAAAAUUCUUAUAGCAGCAGAUAGAGAACUUGGUGUCCUGGAUCAAAGAACAGGCAUCUACGAACCUCUUGUACCUAUAAAAUCGAGGCCUACUUCCGUUGCAUAUGAUCUUGAGAGAAGCAUGUACUUUUGGGUGGAUGGAAUCUUAAAUGUGUUUGUCCUUGGGAAGCCAAAUUCGGUUCUUCUCUAUCCAGAACUUAAAACGGUGAACAGUGUCUCUUUGGACUGGUUCACGGGACAGUUGUAUUGGGCGAGCAGCUUCGCAAGGGUCAUCUGUGCUGGUUUAAGUGAUGGCAGAGGCUACGUCAAAAUCUUGGAAAAGGAUCUGGUGCCAGAGCAGCUCAUCGUGUUUCCCACAAAGAAGUCCUUGUAUUGGGUAAAUCGUGGUGAGAAAGGCAUGAGAACUAUUGAGACUGCAGGGAUGGAUGGCUCAGAUAGGAAGGUGCUCGCAGCUGUAAACAUGGAGGAGCCUGUAGGACUGACACUCGACCGCGUGACCGGCAGGCUCUACUGGAUCAGUGACUAUAAAGAGUCCAUAGAGACGGUAAACGUGGACGGCAGUGGGAGGCACACCUUUCCUGAGAUCUUCUUGGAAGGUGACAAUCCAAUAGGACUAGCUGUAUUUGAGAACUCUUUCUUCUGGGCAAAUAAAAUACGGCUGUUUCGCACUUCACCCCACACCCCAAAGGAGAGAGUGGUGCUGCUGAAUGCUUCCAUAUCUGCUUUCUCUGUCCUGCACAAAUCCCAGCAGCCCAAGGGUAUGUCAAGGACUUGCUUUUGA